This is a messenger RNA of Trichoderma virens Gv29-8, 2046 nucleotides long. RefSeq lists its product as uncharacterized. Gene Ontology annotation, biological process: DNA-templated transcription. Lineage: Eukaryota; Fungi; Ascomycota; Sordariomycetes; Hypocreales; Hypocreaceae. The transcript is spliced from 7 exons. Gene Ontology annotation, molecular function: DNA binding; zinc ion binding. The record is from RefSeq and is a predicted model, not a curated record. Bases 1 to 2046 code for a protein of 681 amino acids.
AUGUCGUUCAGACCUGGAGGCACUAAUCACGGACCCACCGGCCAAGCAGCAGGGGGAGAAGGCGGCCUAGAGUCUCAGGGGAAUGGAGUAGACGGGCAUGAGGUUAUCGUGAAGGAGAAAGCGGCAUGUGAUCGUUGCCGCCAGCGAAAGGUGCGGUCCUUCUAUUUACCUGCAGCAAAGAUUGUUCCUGCGGAGGCACAGUGUACCUUCAGACUGGCUCACGGAGCCAAAGAAAAGCGGCAGCGGGUCCUGAUCUCGAGUGUAUAUGAGAGGAGACUUGAGCAUAUUUCGAACAGAAUUGAGGAGCUAUACGGAAUCAUAGGACAACUUAGAGAUGAGCGCCAUAAUGAGGACAGUAGCCUUAUGGCCCCAGCUAGAUUACGAGCACCGUCAUAUUCCUCGCUCCAAUCUGGCAGACUUCGGGCACCCGCCAAAGCUCUAGCUCCAGUGGAAGGGAUUGAGUCCGCAUUGUUUGCUCAGGUCAUUUGCGCAGCGGGAGCUCUUGAAACCGCUGUGAUGAAUGACCCAUACUCUAGGGCCGUCGACGACAUAACUUCGGCGUUGAAUACUUUGCGGAACACAGUCAAUGAUCAAAAGCAGCAAAAUGAGACGCUGGCAGGGUCACGUUCAUUUCCAAAGGCGCUGCCUUCUGGUCUCAGUCUCAGGGAUUUGCCUAUCCCUCCCCUGGAUAAAAUCAUGGCAUGCCUCAGGAUCGCUCAAGAGAGCUCGCCGAGCGAGCUUUACUGGCCCUUUGAAUUUGGAUCUCUAGGAGACUUCACCCAGUACGUGAUCAGAGCCUGCACACCCGGGCCGAUUAGCGAUAUGGAGUUGAUCAUAGUUCACUACGUUCUUUCCUCGCUCUUCACCCAAUGCUCGAUGGGUGCCGAUGACGAGACGCUCAGACAGGACUACGAUGUGCAAGCUGAAACGUGCAGGGAGAGUCUCGAGACAAUUCUAUCGAGCCUUUCCUUUCACAUUGAUACCAAUAUUGACUCCGUCUGUGCCUUGUACAUGGCGGGAAAAGUGUCCACAGCCUGGACGUUUAUUUCAAGAGCGUCACUUAUGUGCCUGGCUUUGGGGUUGCAUAGUAGCCAGGCCAUGGUAACAGAACAAGAAAACGCAAUGCAGCGAAAGAUGAGUCUUUUCUGGGCUGUGUACGCCCUGGAGAAAGCUGUGGCUUUACGGCUCGGCAGGCCAUCGACUAUUAGAGACGAGGACAUCACCAUCCCACGAAUCAUUUUGGGCCGCAAAAUGACCUCCCUAGCAUACAACCGGCUGCCUGACUGGAUCGAUGCCGCUAGCCUCUACGGCCGCUUGUACGAUAGCUUGUAUAGUCCGACUGCGUUGGAACAACCGGGCUCUGUUCGCGUGUCUCGUACCAGUGCACUGGCUUCUGAGCUGGAGCGGAUGAUAGUCGCGAGAACCGGAUACUAUAAUCAGCCAGACCUGUGGAGUAGCCAUUUGCUAGAUCCAACCCUUUCACGGUUCAUGAUACACGCCAACAGAGCUAUAGCAUACUCAACCUUGGCGUCCAUAUACCGAGGAGUCCCAGCAGAGAGUCAGAGUCCUUCGGGUAUAAUACCAUGUACGCAAUGCAUCGCCGCUGCGCGAGUAGCCCUUGAAGAAAGCGAAGCCAGCAUUGCCAUACUUUCAGAUGCAGCAAAGUGGCCCACCGGUCUUUACAAAUGGGUCAACGAGAUUCUCCUCCUAGCGCCAUUUAUCCCCUUCACAAUCCUGGUCUGUAAUGUUGUUGAUACUGUUGACGCGUCGGACCUGGGCUGCUUGGGGGGAGUGGUUGACGGUCUACAGGCUCUGGCACAAUUGCCGCGCUAUGCGAGCUGCAAUAGACAGCUGCGUGUUUUCAAGUCACUGUAUGAUGUUGCGGCUCGUUACGUCGAAGCAAAGACAAGCCGGGAAUCAACAGACGCGACUGGCACUCUAUUCACGAAUCCCGACACCGAUGUCUACUUCAAUGAUGACACUUGGUUAGAGAAUGGAUUCUCUCCUGUCUCGUCUUUACCUGUCCAGCAGGGCGAGCUGUUUUAG